This is a messenger RNA of Grus americana (Whooping crane), 2013 nucleotides long. RefSeq names its product olfactory receptor 2T1-like. NCBI's taxonomy places the organism in Eukaryota, Metazoa, Chordata, Aves, Gruiformes, Gruidae. The record is from RefSeq and is a predicted model, not a curated record. Gene Ontology annotation, molecular function: olfactory receptor activity; G protein-coupled receptor activity. Gene Ontology annotation, cellular component: membrane. Gene Ontology annotation, biological process: G protein-coupled receptor signaling pathway.
AUGUCCAACAGCAGCUCCAUCACCCAGUUCCUCCUCCUGGCAUUCGCAGACACACGGGAGCUGCAGCUCUUGCACUUCUGGCUCUUCCUGGGCAUCUACCUGGCUGCCCUCCUGGGAAACGGCCUCAUCAUCACUGCCAUAGCCUGUGACCACCACCUCCACACCCCCAUGUACUUCUUCCUCCUCAACCUCUCCCUCCUCGACCUGGGCUCCAUCUCCACCACUCUCCCCAAAGCCAUGGCCAAUUCCCUCUGGGACUCCAGGGCCAUCUCCCACUCAGGAUGUGCUGCACAGGUCAUUCUGUUUGUUUUUUUCAUUACAGCAGAGUAUUUUCUCCUCACCGUCAUGGCCUACGACCGCUACAUUGCCAUCUGCAAACCCCUGCACUACGGGACCCUCCUGGGCAGCAGAGCUUGUGCCCACAUGGCAGCAGCUGCCUGGGGCAGUGGGUUUCUCACUGCUCUGCUGCACACGGCCAAUACAUUUUCCCUACCCCUCUGCCACGGCAAUGCUUUGGACCAGUUCUUCUGUGAAAUCCCCCAGAUCCUCAAGCUCUCCUGCUCAGAUGCCUACCUCAGGGAAGUUGGGCUAAUUGUGCUUAGUGUCUGUUUAGCCUUUGGGUGUUUUGUUUUCAUUGUGGUGUCCUAUGUGCAGAUCUUCAGGGCCGUGCUGAGGAUCCCCUCUGAGCAGGGACGGCACAAAGCCUUUUCCACAUGCCUCCCUCACCUGGCCGUGGUCUCAAUGUUUAUCAGCACUUGCAUAUUUGCCUACCUGAAGACCCCCUCCAUGUCCUCCCCAUCCCUGGAUCUGGUAAUGGCAGUUCUUUACUCAGUGGUGCCUCCAGCCAUAAACCCCCUCAUCUACAGCAUGAGGAACCAGGAGCUCAAGGAUGCAGUGUGGGCAGGGACAGGCAAUGGGCACUACUUUGACAGAGUUUGCCCCCAUAACAGUGUUUCCGUCAGACAAGGGGACCUCCUGAGGCAGUGCCUGAAGGCGCUUGGAGUGUACGUGAUGGUGGACGGGCCAUCAGCAUCCUCUAAGAGCCUGUGGUUUGGCUUGCUCUGCAUAGGGAAAAUGCCCCAAAGAAAAGGCUUGGAGAACCACACCGUUGGAUCUGGAUUCAUUCUCCUGGGAUUUUCUGAGCACUCCAGCCUGCAGGGCCUGUGCUUCACCAUAUUCCUGCUCAUCUACCUCGUGGCUCUCACAGGGAACAGCCUGAUUGCACUCAUCACAGUGCUGGACUCAAGCCUCCACAGCCCCAUGUAUUUCUUCCUGAGGAACCUGUCCUUCCUGGAGAUCUGCUCCACGUCAGUCACUCUGCCAAAAAUGCUGGUGGGUUUCCUGAUGGAAGACGGCAGGAUCUCCUUGCUUGGCUGUGCUGCCCAGCUCUAUUUCCUGGUUUUGCUGGGCAGCAUCGAAUGCCUUCUCCUGGCUGCCAUGGCCUACGACCGCUACAUAGCCAUCUGUGACCCCCUGCACUACACCCUCAUCAUGAGCAGGGGUGUCUGCAUCAGACUGCUGGUGGGGUCGUGGGUGGUCGUCGUACCAGUGCAAGUAGGACAGACCUACCAGGUGUUCACUUUGCCCUUCUGUGCAUCCCGGGACCUUCGCCACUUUUUCUGGGAUGUCCCCCCUCUGCCGGAACUGGCCUGUGCAGACACUUUCUGGAACCAAGUGAUGCUGUACACCAUCAUCCUGGUCUUUGCGAUCCUUCCCUUCUCCUUCAUAGUUAUUUCUUACAUUAAAAUUAUCAGGGCAAUUCUGAGAAUACCUUCAGUUCUGGGCAGACACAAAGCCUUUUCCACCUGCUCUUCACACCUCGGGGUGGUGACACUCUUCUAUGGCUCAGCCACAAUCGUCUACUUAAAGCGACGGUCAAGGGAUUCUGUAGACCCUGACAAGUACCUUGCCCUGUUCUACACAAUUGUGACCCCCAUGUUUAACCCUGUCAUCUAUAGCCUGAGGAACAAGGAAGUGAGAAUUGCCUUGAAGAGACUCCUAUGGACAAAGUGA